AUGGCGCCUCGAAGGUCGGCGCGGCAGCAGGCGAAGAAGGCCGAGAAAGAAGCCGUGAUUGAGAUCCUUUCUUCGGAUUCUGAGCCAGAAACGCCGGAGGUCAAGGAUGACGCCCCAGGCUCAGCACCAGCCAGCGAAACCGGCGAUGAUGUUAAUGGGCAGCCACUCCUCAGAGCAGCAAGCAUAAAGUACAAGGCAGACAACACAGCGGAGGAAAGCCAGAGGCAGGACGACCCGCACUCGCCGUCAAGUCCAAAGUCGGCUGUGCGCAGCAACGACACAGGGUCUGCUAAGCGCAGCCACGUCAGUAUUGAAAUCCCGCUCCCAACGUCCUCGGCACUGCGGCGGAGGAAAGCCGGGGCUUCGGCUUCGGGAAGCCAGGAGGGGGACAGCGAGGAUGUUUUCAAGACGCCCAAGGAGAGGAAGCAGCACAUCACAUUUGAGGAUAGCGACCAUGAUGAAUUCGUUACACCCAGGGAAGGACCCUCUCGGGAUUCUUUGGAAGACAGCAUUGCCAAGACGGGUGGAAACGGAGCUGAGACGGGUGAGCGCGAAGAAGAAGAAAAAGAAGAGGAGGAGGAGGAUGACUCCGACGAUGAUGCGCCGCCGGAGGCUGUGUCCACGCGUGAUGCGGAAGCCGAGACCCUGAAAGCCGCGGAGGCUGCUGCAAAGGCCAUUGAGCAACAAGCCGCCGCGUUGAAGAGGAAACGGCAGGAACGUGAUGCGUUUCUAAAGCGGCAGGCUGAGGAGAGGAAGCGGGCUCAGAAAGCGAGCAGGCAAGAAGACGAGGAUGAAGAUGCCAACCUGGGCGGUGGCCAGGAUUUCCCGCCAGAAACGGAGAAGCGGAAACGGGAGGUGCCAAAGCUCCUCCCUCUGGAUCUACUCGAAUCGGACGGGGAAGAUGACGCGCCCCGACCACCCAGCCCGGCCACCAACGCACAACAUAAACGGAGGAAGCUUGGCGGGGCAGAGCAGACAUUACUUCGCGAACCUAAACUUCCGAAGGACAAACGGCUGGGCUCAACAGCGUAUCGGGUCGUCAAGAGCAGUGGAGACACGAGGUUGGCUCCCAAGGUGAAGAAGCAAGCCGUCAAUCUUAAGGAGACGCUGCUACGGAGAGAUCGUGUUGCCAAGCCAAGAGGGGGGUUCUUUGUGAGGAGCCGCUAAAUCACGACACUGCAAGCAGGGCGGUGGACGGCUAGCCCAUACCCGUGUGAAGGACCAAAAUGAAGGCCGGGAGUUCAUGGGCCGGCCGGACAUGCUCGGCUCUCUGUGGGACCAAUAGCCGGGUUGAGCCGGACCCAGAACGGGGGGCACACAACCUUGGCGGGGAAGCUGGAUCGACACACGAUCUGGUGAUGACGUGUUGGGUCAUUGACAAGAAAGUUUACUUUCGAUUUCUUUGCGGACGGGCAUUUAUAUCCAUCGAUGCAUGUACGGGGGCAUAAAACUCGUUAACAGGAAGGGAACUACGGAUAGUCCGGCG
Molecule: messenger RNA, 1486 nt
Organism: Thermothelomyces thermophilus ATCC 42464
Lineage: Eukaryota; Fungi; Ascomycota; Sordariomycetes; Sordariales; Chaetomiaceae
Exons: 2
Coding region: 1-1167 (388 amino acids)
Biological process (GO): rRNA processing
Molecular function (GO): snoRNA binding
Source: RefSeq, a predicted model, not a curated record